This is a messenger RNA of Psylliodes chrysocephalus, 411 nucleotides long. The record is from the annotation of a GenBank genome assembly. NCBI's taxonomy places the organism in Eukaryota, Metazoa, Arthropoda, Insecta, Coleoptera, Chrysomelidae.
AUGAGUGACACAAGUGAAAUUGAUGAGCCAUUUAGCAGUGGAUCAAGUGAUGAUUACGUCCCAGAAAGUGAAAGCAGUGACGAAAAUGAUGCAGUUGAAGUAGAAAAUACACCUAGAACUGGGGUUAAAAAGAAUAGACGAGUCUAUUUCAUGUAUCCAGAAUACGGACAAAGGAUAGUAGCGGUCAUUCAAGGAGAGUCAGCAACAAGUACGCUACGUGCCUUGGUAAACAGUCAAAUAAAACAAAACAUUUCAACAAAAAGAGUGGAACGCCAAGCGAUGAACCUAAAACAGGAUGACUGUUUAACAUCUCCAAAAGAAAAGCGAGGAAAACAUCAUAAUAGAGUAAAUGCAAUUCCACCUGAAAUUGUCCAACAAGUUGAUUCCCACAUAAAAAGCUUUCCGCGAUGA